Dalotia coriaria is the source of this 5441-nucleotide messenger RNA. RefSeq names its product maestro heat like repeat family protein c11.1 (gene c11.1). Lineage: Eukaryota; Metazoa; Arthropoda; Insecta; Coleoptera; Staphylinidae. Gene Ontology annotation, cellular component: cytoplasm. The record is from RefSeq and is a predicted model, not a curated record.
GAGCUGCUGAAUUUGUAGAUUAAAAUACAACAGCGAAAAACAUACGCCUGACAACAAUGCACAACAACAACAAUUUUGUUUUAUGCAAAUAUUGCAUCUUUUUUUGUUAAAUUCAUUGUUUUUAACACUCACGCAUUGUUUAAACGCGCAUGCGCAAUCCGAAUCAGCUGAUAAACUGACACCGAGUUUUGUUUAGUGCGCUACGGCUAUAUUUACGAAUUGUUGUGUAGUAAAACAGUCACAAUACACUUGUUUAUUGUAAAUGACAUGCAAAUGAUGCAGUAUUGCGCCACGCAGUGUUAACAAACAAGUGCGAUCCAAAGGAUGUAAAGAGUGGAGAAGCGAUAAUCGCGCUGAAACUGAAUCAUAGAAAUUUUUGGGGUCAAAUGAGUUGAAGCAAUGAACGGAACGAUGAAAACUACCGGUGAAACGCAGAUUCAGAUUGCGUUAGGCACACUGCUUGAUUGUGCCUAUGAUAAAAACAACUUAGUGUAUGAAACUGUCAAUACUUCACUGAGAAAAAUCGCUAAGAAGCAUCCAAAUGAGGUUCUCAAAGCGUGUUGCCUAUUUGGCAGGCGCAUUGAACCGAAACCCACCGCCGAACAUAUCGGUGUUAUUCUGGAAGCAAUGGAAGAUAUUUGUAAAGAACAUAUUGUUUAUGUUGAUGGAGAUACAAUUAUUCUUUUGCUUGAAUUUUGUCUGGAGUUAAUGACGCAGAAUCCAGGUUAUGAACCCAUGACGCAAAUGCCGGCUUGUGGCGUGUUGGUGGCAGUUGGGGUUAAACAUGGCGUACAAGUUGUUGAUGCGUUGUUAAACAAAAUGUCCGCCGGUGUAGUGCCACAUUACACAAUCCCACACACGUUGGGAUCACUUUCCAGUGCCAAUGCCUACGGGGUCGUACCGUACUUGAAAACAAUACUCGGAAUAAUGUUGCCAUUACUUGCCGGUUUGAAACAGGAACCUUUAAAGCAGGCAUUCGCGUACAGUUUAGGUAAGUUCUGCGAGGCCAUCUUGGAAUACACAACCAAUCCGGAACAAGCACCAGACUCGACAAUUUCCGUGCAAAAUUUUCAUACCGAAAUGUCUAUGGCGUUUGAUGUUUUAUUCUCCGUGUGGCUUAACGGCAAGGAAGCCAAAUUAAUCGAAACUGUUUUGUAUGCGAUGGCGGCCAUGUUUGGCAUCAUUGGAGAGGAAAAAGUUCGUCAACAUACGAAUAAAAGUGUUCAAGUUCUGCUCUCUUUAUACAGAAGACAUAAAGAAUCCCAAGCGAUUACAAAAUGCAUCGGUUCGGUGAUUUCAGUAGCGUCACAAACAGAUGGCACUCUUCUCGAACCACAAUUAACACAAAUCCUACAAUCUCUCUCGGAGUUAAUUUGUAUAGUACCAGAUUAUGCGCAGCCAGAACUUUUACGUUCCCACUCUGAAUCCCUGCGGUGUUUUGAAUGUCUUUGCACACAUUAUACAGACCAUACAGUGGAUCAUGUUCUUGUAUUGUUAAAACACCACAGCGAAAAGGAACGCAGUAAAGGAUUAAUCAUCCUUACACACCUUACAAAUUCAUCAGACGCUGCAAUCAAAAGUCGCUUGAAAGACAUCCUACUCAUGUUGAACAACAUGCUGAACGAAGUCAGCAUCAAAGUAAAACGUUCCUUGAUGAAAACAAUCGUUGCAUUUGCCUACAAAGGAUUUUUAAUACAUCCAGACGCGAACGCCGAGAAUUAUCUGCAGUUUAUUGUGAAAUUAUGCUGCAGACAACAAGUUUUAACACCGACUGAUCCGCAUGAGUUAUCGGACUUGAAACAAACCGCAGAUAACACUCUAUACAUGAUGAGUACGUCAGUGAAAGAACUUGAUAUGAUUUUAUGGAAUAUGUUGAUGAAAUGCAUGCUGAGCGCGGAUUAUGUUGAUGCGAAUGUGAUUUUAUUAAGAUGUUUGACACAUCUUGCAUCUAGGAAGAUUUGUAAGGAUAGUUGUGAGCAAGGAUUCGUUCGGUGUCUUGCAAUGUUAGGCAAACCACUGGAGCAUUACCGAGGUAACUUUGUUUUGAACUUUUUGAAAAACAUAAGAAUAUGGGAGACGGACGGAUAUAAAACAGUCUGGGAAAAUCGCCUGCCAGGACUUUUAAAAUAUCUAGAAGCAAAUUAUGAUUCUUUUAAUACGAAAGAAUGGGAGGAUAUGGUGUUUGACUUUUUAUCAGCGCUGAUUGAUUCUGUGAAAGAUCAUAAAUUUGAAGAGGGAUUAGUUCGAUGUGUCAAGGAACAAUUACCAUUUUAUGCAAUUCGACCUUCUGAUGUUGAUAUAAUGACCAAAAACAACGAAAAAAGUUUCCUGCUUAAAUGUCUUGCAAUAAUCUCUUGCCACUUGAUUGACAAGGAUCUUAUCACUGAUGUAAUGGAUACAAUUCUGCAAAGUGUCAAAUUAAACGACAUCAAUGAACUGCAAUCAUGCGCAGAAGCAAUUGGUAUAGCUUCACGAUCACAUCUCAAAUUAGUACUGGACAAACUUUAUGUCAUACGUAAAGAUGUCCUGCUUAAAAAGAAUAACAAGUUCUUCAAUUUUGGUUUUAUGAAAGGACAAAAAGGUGAAGCUGAAUUGGAAAGAAUUCGCUUUGUCUUGUUAGCAAGUUAUUCUGAAAUAUGCAAUGAGGCACCCGGUGAUUCUUUACUACCAAUUAUUCAAAGUGAAAUUCUUGAUUUUGUUUUAUUAGAACUUAGUAAUUGUAAAGAAUACGUCAUUCGAAAGGUUUGCCUGAAAGCUGUGGGUUGUAUAGCAGAUGCCAUGCAUCCAAACCGUAAUAAACUUCACAUUCAACUGCAGGAUAAAGAUAAAGUCCUGCAGGCUGUAUCAGCGCAGAUUCAACUACACAGUGGACCAGAAUACGUCGAACUCUUUCCAGUGGUGAUACCGGUGUUGACAUCCCUGGUAAGAUUACCAAAUGUACCCGAAUCACAACAACGUCUACAACUGUUGAAACUAUGUUUUGAUAAUGUUUUUAACGCAUCGGCGAUUUAUUGUAAACUGGGAAGUGAAGGGCAUGGAGAUGUUAAACUUUCACAACAUGUAUUUGCUAGUUUCUCAAAGGUGAAUCUUCUUGUACAAGAAUUACUAGUGCAGAGUAUUUCACCAGCCACUUUGGAUGAAAUCUUCACAUUACUUGAACCUUGGUUAGGACGCAAGAAACUUGAACAUAGGCUACCCGCAUUGGAGGCAUUACGCACCACUUUACAGACUUAUCUAGAUAACAUGAAAUUCGCGUAUGAAGGACCUUCAACCUUUGGACAAACUGGAAUUAUUCUCGCGAGAGUCGCCCCGAGGUGUACAGAUCCAAACAAAAACACCCGGAAAGUAGCUGUUGAAUGCGUCUGUCUUAUAUUAUGCAUUUCAUCGAGAUAUGAAGGACACAUGCGUGAUCAUGAUAAAAUCAUCAGUAAUGCUUUAUCGCAUGUGCAAGAACAGAUUGAUACAGAAGAUCCGAAGUUGAUGUUUAAUUUAGUUACGGAUUUAGCGAAUGUGAUCUGUCAUCAUGUGCCUAAGUAUCAGUUUGGACACUUGGUGGAUACAUUAAUCGAUGGUUUAUUGGAUGCGGAGCCUUCUAGCAGUGCAGGGGCGGGUGUUUUGUUAAACACGGUGGUAACUCUUAAAGGUGGUGAGCUACAACCGUUUGUGACAGAGUUGAUUGAGAAAUUAUUGGCGGUUUAUGAUAAAAUCACCAAUAAACGCACGCAGCACACAACAUUGCUCACAGUGUUGAGUUUUGGUAAUCAUCAUCUUAAACCAGUUGUAAAUGUGGUGUUACAACAGCCUUUGCCUUAUAACAACGCUGCAUGUUUAUUUUGGUCUAUAUUAGCAUCGGGCAGUGCAUUGGUUGUGGAAAUAAUGGAUGCUUUAAAAAAGAUCCUCAAAGCUGGGAAUUAUUACGAAGAAGAAAGACAUAUUGAUAAGUUAAAAAUAGCUACACUUCGACCUUUGCAGGCUCUGUGUGCUUUGCAAGAACUUUUACGAAGUGUGGAAACACAUGAAACGUGCAAAGCACAAUUCCCGGAAAUAUUUUCAUUGUUGAUCAUCGCUUUUGCUUCUAUAUACAGCAGGCCUGUCUUCGCAAACGCUGAGAAAAAAGCUAAUUCUAUAACAAAUCGCAAUGCGUAUAAGCUGCUUCCAUUUACAAUGUGUAAAGAGACUUUUAAAGCUUUCCUGGUGAAUGCCGGCUCGCAGAAUGCGGGAAAUAUCUUAUCAUUGUGUACGGAUUCGAUGGAAUCGUUUUUGGAACAUGUUCCACAGUUGAUUGAGCAUGUGUGUAAUGAUUUCCCACAGAGUUUAUCGUGGGUUGUGGCGUGUUUAGGGCCUAGUAUUCGAUCGGAAUAUGAACCGCAGCGAAUUGCAGUGACUGUGAUUUUUGCGUAUUUGUUGAAACAUAUUGGAGGUGUGGCUAGUUUGACUAGUGGCAGUGGUGAUGCUAUGUUGGCGGAGAAUGUUUUGGAUAUGUUAUUGGAUGUUCAUCAGGAUGCGAGUUGUGUUGUACGGAGAUUGUGUUUGAGAGGAUUGGGUUUUGGUGCGGAGUUUUUAAAUCCCGAGCUGGUUGUUAGAAGUUCACAGAGUAUUCUGGGGGCGCUGAUGCAGGGACUGGAUUAUAAAAAUGCAAGUGAAUCUGCAGUUGCACUCGAAUCAAUGUUAAGUUUCUCGAAAAUUCUAAAAGUAAUCGACACCAAAAACCUCGGCCAAACACAAGUGACAGCUUCAGUUCGUAUUAAGCCACUGCUACAACACGAAUCUUCCGAAAUACGCGAAGCGGCUUUCCUGCUUUUCGGAGAUUUAUCUUCAUCUCUGGGUCCUGACGAUGCUUUCAAAGAACAAAUACACGGAAAUCUAAUCACGUUACUCCUACAUUUACGUGAUGUGGACAACCAAGUCGUGAAAGCAUGCAAAUGUACCCUCAGAAAAGUAGGACCCUUUAUAGAGUCACCAAAAGUUAAUAUCCUUAUACAGGAUCAUCUCCUAGAGGAAGCAAAUCUUCAUUUUAAUCAAUUCUGUACUGAUUUUGUUAAAGCCAUGAGUGAGAAUAUGCAAGAUUAUUUCCCGCAAUUCAUCAUGACCACGAUAUCUUUCUUCAAAAGUACAUGGACGGAUAUACGCGCUAACAGCGCCCUAGCAGCAGGGUUAUUAUACUCUCAAUCUACUCCAGAGUGUAGAUCACAAGUGUCUUUGGACACUUUAAGCUACAGAUUAUUGCAGCUUGUCAAAGACAGCGAGCCUGAAGUUCGCGCACGCGCGACUGAAGCACUAGCUUACGUUUUCACAACGUAAAUAUACAAUACUAAAUAUAAUACACUUAACUAAGAGUUACUUAAAUGUAAGUAUGUAAUACUACUUAAAAGGUAACCAACAUUCCUAGUCUAUAAAAUGUUGAGAAUAUGAACUGGAAAAAUAUAUAUAUAUGACGGAAA